Setaria italica (foxtail millet) is the source of this 1410-nucleotide messenger RNA. Its product is annotated as UPF0307 protein KPN78578_45570. Lineage: Eukaryota; Viridiplantae; Streptophyta; Magnoliopsida; Poales; Poaceae. The transcript is spliced from 7 exons. The coding region runs from base 202 to 1032 and encodes 276 amino acids. The record is from RefSeq and is a predicted model, not a curated record.
CCAUCUCAACUUGCUUUCCUUCCCCAUCGCCCGACCGGCCACGACGGAGCUGCGCGCGCCGCCGCCCUCUGCUCCCGCGACGGCGAGGACCUGUCCUGUCCAGCCCAGCCAAACACGGCAUAAAUAAACCCCAUCCGCACACGUUGGAUGUAUGCGUCACUACAACGCCACCACCUGUAAAUCAAUCCUGUAACCGUCGCCAUGUCGCAUGCCGCCGCCGCCGCAGCCGCCAUCCCGCUGCGUCGCCCGUUCCUCCUCUCCCUCAAGCCGGCCCACCUCCUGUCCUCCCUCGCGGCGCCCUCACCUGGCCUCCGCCACCCGCGCGCGCUCCGGCCCGCGGGCCCUCUGCCCACCGACGCCGCCGAGGACACCGACGAUCCGGACGCCGGGGACGGCGCCGCAGUGCCCUUCCGGAGGAGCCGCAACGCGCUCAAGAGGGAUGCCCGCCGCGCCGUGCGGUGGGGCAUGGAGCUUGCCAAGUUCCCGCCUCCGCAGAUCAAGCGCAUCCUGAGGGCUGCCUCACUGGAAACCGAGGUGUUCGACGCGCUCAUGAUCGUCAAGAGAUUUGGGCCGGAUGUGCGGGAAGGAAAGAGGAGGCAGUACAAUUACAUCGGAAGUCUUCUGCGCAAUGCACAACCGGAAUUGAUGGAUACUCUAAUACAGGCUUCCAAGGAUGGAGGUGACAGCAAGUUAGAUACCUUGCUGAGUGAAAACGCAUUGUUGGUGGAAGAGGAGGAAGUGGAGGAUCUACCUGAUGAAGAAGAGGAUGAUGAAGAGUAUAUGAAAGUUGCAGAUAGAUGGUUUGAUGGUCUCCUUUGCAAAGACAUCUCAGUUACUAAUGAAGUUUAUGCUGUCCAUAAUGUUGAGUUUGAUCGUCAGGAACUGCGGAAGCUCGUGAGGAGAGUCCACAUGGUUCAGGAAAGCACACAAAUUAAAGAUGGCGAGGAAGGAUCCAGCGGGAAGCUUUCCAGAGCAAAGAAACCGCUUCUGAGGUUCCUUCGCUCCCUUGCAAAGGAGGCGUGUGCUGAAUAGGCAAAAAGACUUACUAAUACUUGGAAGGAUGGACAGUGGAGUGCAACGGCAGCCUGGUAUGCUGUGGUCAGUGAGCUAAAUUACCAUGGAUGGAGUUUUGGGUGCACUCAUUUCAACGAGGAUACGCAGCUUAAUUGGGGAAUCAUAUCAUGCGGAGACGUGCUUAAUUGUUGCUUAAUUGUCUCCCAGAUAUCGAUCUGCCAUCUACCUGCUGUACGAAAAUGGAUUAUCGAUGCCGUAGUAUUUUUUGGACAAAAGAAAAGCAGUUAUUAUUUCUGAAAUCGAGUUGCUUUGCUGUGCUGGCGAUUCUGUAUUUUAUCAAUCAUUUAUAAAUUUUUUUAGAUAAAGGAAAUGUUUCAGUGGCUAUUGUUGACCGUA